AUGGCCGUCAAGGAGGCGCGCGUGCCGAUACUGCACGACGACAGGACAGACCACACGCAUCAUGAGUCGGCGGGCAGAGCGGGUAGAGUGGGAGGGGGCACGGCGGUGGUGACGUCACUGAUCGCGGGCGCGGCCGCCGGGGCGCUGGCCAAGACUACCAUAGCGCCGCUAGACCGCGCCAAGAUCAACUUCCAGACCAAGGGGUUCCCAGCCACUGUGCUGGGCGUGAUACCCUACGCGGGCGUUUCAUUCUUCACGUACGACACACUGAAGCAGUUGUACUAUCAAAAAAUGGAGGGUAAACACAACGCCCUAGUGAAUAUGUGUUGCGGCGGCGCCGCCGGGGCCGUCGCGCAGACCGCGUCAUACCCGCUGGACAUCGUGCGGCGCCGCAUGCAGACCGCCAGGCCUGACGCCGCGGGGAGAUAUGCGUGCGGGACCAUACCCGGGACCGUCAGGCACGUCUACAGGUCUGAAGGCUGGCGCGGUUUCUUCAAAGGUCUGAGUAUGAACUGGGUGAAAGGCCCCAUAGCCGUCGGCAUAUCUUUCGCCACCUACGAUGCCAUAAGGAGUUCUUUAAGAGACUUGGCGAGGGCACUACACUGGUAG
Messenger RNA from Chilo suppressalis (striped riceborer), 609 nucleotides. NCBI's taxonomy places the organism in Eukaryota, Metazoa, Arthropoda, Insecta, Lepidoptera, Crambidae. The record is from the annotation of a GenBank genome assembly.